Messenger RNA from Actinia tenebrosa (Australian red waratah sea anemone), 1480 nucleotides. Its product is annotated as mitochondrial dicarboxylate carrier. Gene Ontology annotation, biological process: transmembrane transport. The record is from RefSeq and is a predicted model, not a curated record. Lineage: Eukaryota; Metazoa; Cnidaria; Anthozoa; Actiniaria; Actiniidae.
GUGUCGGCACAAAGCGUAGCCUUUUCGCAAUACAAAAACGACCAAAUCGUUAACCCUAUCCCAGACAAAAUGUCAAAAAAUGAUACCCUACCCCAGACCCAAAGGCCGAAAAACCAUACCCUAUAGGGCGGCACAUAGCCGUGAUUGAUCUGAAAAUGUGCUGUGUCUCAUUUUUAGUCACGCUGGGUCAGUAGCAUGUGACUAUCGACAUUGCAAACAAAGGUCUUACGCAGUGAGAGCAAAACUAGCGUAAGAAGGAGUUAUUUACUAUCACGGUCACGGUCUUAACAACGUCUCCAACGAUGGCUCAGCCUCCAAGAGCGGGAAAAAUUCCAGUCAAGCCUAAAGUAAUUGUGAAAAAACAGCGAUGGUACUUGGGAGGAAUCGCGUCGGCCAUGGCUGCAUGUUGUACUCAUCCUCUCGAUCUCCUGAAGGUUCAUUUGCAAACCCAACAAAAUGUGAAGCAUGGGCUCAGUGAAAUGGCUGUACAAGUGGUAAAGCUGCAAGGAGUCAGGGGACUCUAUAAUGGAUUAACUGCAUCAGUAAUGAGACAGUUGACAUAUUCAACAACACGUUAUGGAUUAUAUGAAAUAUGGUCAGGAAUGCUUCGUAAAGAAAAUGUACCACUUCCUUUCUAUCAGAAAAUUAUGUUAGGUGCUGUUUCAGGUUUUCUUGGUGGCAUUGUAGGAAAUCCUGCAGACAUGAUCAAUGUUAGGAUGCAAAAUGACAUCAAACUUCCUAUCGAGAAACAAAGACACUAUAAGCAUGUUUUUGAUGGACUGUACAAAUCAGCCACCCAAGAGGGCUUACCAUCAUGGAUGCGAGGUGUCAGCAUGACUUCUACCAGAGCACUGCUCAUGACUGUAGCUCAGGUUGCCUGCUAUGACCAGACUAAACAAAUACUAUUAUCAACACGGUACUUCAAUGAAAAUAUUAUUACUCACUUCACAGCAAGCUUCAUAGCAGGUACCAUAGCAACUGGUCUUACACAGCCAUUUGAUGUAAUGAAGACAAGACUAAUGGAAGCAAGGCCAGGACAGUACAAGACUGCUCUACAUUGUGUUUACUAUACAGCAAAACUUGGGCCAAUGGGUUUCUACAAGGGUUUUAUUCCAGCAUGGGUGAGACUUGCACCUCAUACCAUCAUCACCUGGAUUUUCUUGGAGCAGCUAAGACGUUUUUUCCCACUUGAAUAAAACUAUAAUGAUAUAGGUAAAUACAUUACUGCAAUUUUCAAUAUAGUGCGAAUUCUGUAGUUGAAAGUUGGCUGUUAAAUUUGGUUUUUUCACUGCUGCCAGUCAAAAAUGUAGAGAGUACUGACUGAUUAUCUUUGAUUGAUGGAUAGUGAAAACACACAGUUUAUCAAGCAGCUCUAAGCUGCCGAGUUUGCUUAAUAUUGAAAACCUUUAUAACAGGGUGACUAUGAAAAUCAUAACCACUUUGAAAUAUUCCAGAAAAGUUCUAUUAUUCUUUGGCCAAU